GUAGACGCCCAUGACAUUGGCCUCGUAUCCCAACCUUCGAGCUAGACCUACUCGAGCUAGACCUACUGAUUCUUCCCCAAUUGAUCUCUCCUCAGCACAUCUGUGCGAUACGUGUUUUCUAGCUGAUUGUAUUUUAUACUACAUUCCCCUAGGCCUUGUUGCUCUGCACUCGCUGUUAAACAUCUCUAGAACGGUCUUCUGACAUCAUUGAUCGAGUCAUUUAUUGGCCCAGAAGUACUGCAGUAAAUCUACCACUCCACUAAUUCGACGUUCACCGUGUACCACCACUAGUACCGAUGACAUCUAUAUUGCACGACCAUGAACACGAACAGACUCCUGCUGUGAAAAUCGCAAAAGCAGCCAAGUCUGCAUUCGAAGCUUCCCAACUCAUCCCUCCAGCGGAACGCGUCAAAGCUCUUCACGAAAUUCGGAAAGAACUGGUGAAUGCCAAAGAUGACAUACUGGUUGCGAAUCUGAGGGACUGUCUCGCGGCCCAAGCUGAAGUGGAUGCAGGUCGAAUGUCAAGUUCACUCCUGAAGCGACUUGAUCUGACAAAGGGGGACAAAUGGGAUUCCUUGCUUCAAGGGAUCACAGACGUAGCCAACUUACCUGACCCUACGGGAAUCGUCACUUAUGCUUCCGAGCUUGACGACAACCUUGAAUUGUAUCGAGUCUCCUGUCCGAUCGGUGUCCUUCUCGUCAUCUUCGAAGCUCGUCCAGAAGUUGUUGUGAACAUUGCUGCUCUUGCAAUCAAGUCAGGCAAUGCUGCUAUCUUGAAGGGCGGAAAGGAAUCAAACGAUACCACACAACUCCUUGCCCAAGCGAUUCAAAAGGCACUUUCUCGGACAUCCGUUCCUAGCACAUAUAUCCAAGCUAUCCAAACUCGCGCAGAAGUCUCCGCCCUGCUCGCUUUGGAUAAGUACAUCGACUUGGUCAUUCCUAGGGGUAGCAACAGCCUCGUCCGAAACAUCCAGAAUAACACACGUAUCCCCGUCAUGGGCCAUGCAGAAGGGUUAUGUUCAAUCUUUGUGGACGAAUCUGCGGACGUCGAGAAAGCUGUCAGGGUCGUCGUUGAUUCAAAGACGGACUACCCGGCAGCAUGCAACUCUGUCGAAACACUCAUCCUCCACGAAAACGUCCUAAACACAAUCUGGCCCACAAUAGCCCAAGCCCUCCUCUCCUCAAACGUCCAACUCCUCUGCGACUCCCCCUCCCUGUUCGCCCUCCACACCCUCUCCCCCGCUCCCGAGAACAUCUCAACCCACGUCCACCCAUCCACUCCACAAUCAUACAUCACCGAACACCUAACCCUCACGCUCUCCGUCCUAACCGUCCCAGACCUCUCUUCAGCCAUUAAGCACAUAAACGCACACUCCUCCCAUCACACCGACUGCAUCCUCACAGAAAACGAGGACUCAGCUAGCGCUUUUUGUAGAGGUGUGGACUCUGCUGGGACGUUUGUGAAUGCGAGUACGAGGUUUGCGGAUGGGUUUAGGUAUGGGUUUGGGACGGAGGUGGGGAUUAGUACGGGGAAGAUCCAUGCGAGGGGCCCGGUGGGUUUGGAAGGGCUUGUGAUUUAUAAGUACAUGUUGAGGGGGAAGGGGGAGAAGGGGCAUGUGGUUGGGGAGUUUGGGAUUGAGAAGGGGAAGAAGAAGUUUAAGCAUGUGCCGAUUGAGACGAAGACUGCUCCGUAUUGAUUGUAUUGUUAUUAUUACUUUCGAGACAAGAGGGGAUGAGCAGGACAAUCGUUGGACAUAUACUGUACGUAUAGUAGUGCAGAACGUUUGUAAGGGUAUGCGAGGUAACAAAGAAAUCCUGUAUCGAUAUAUCUAUCAUACAUCACGAAAAGCACUUUUUCACGAUA
Molecule: messenger RNA, 1864 nt
Organism: Somion occarium
Lineage: Eukaryota; Fungi; Basidiomycota; Agaricomycetes; Polyporales; Cerrenaceae
Source: the annotation of a GenBank genome assembly